Messenger RNA from Linum tenue, 1483 nucleotides. The record is from the annotation of a GenBank genome assembly. NCBI's taxonomy places the organism in Eukaryota, Viridiplantae, Streptophyta, Magnoliopsida, Malpighiales, Linaceae.
AACGGUUAGUUGAUUGAUAGAGAGAGAAACCAAACCGCAAUCGAAAUCCAAUAAUCGUUUUAGCUCCGCUUCUCUCUCUCUCUCCCUCUGUCGCUUCAUCAGAGCGAGGGGGAAAAAAGCAAAAAACUCUCUCUGGGGGGUUGGAUCGCCGCCUUGUGUUCUCCAUCGUCAGAUCUGCGGCGUUUCUCCGUCUGAGAUUAAACCACCAAAAAUAACAAUCAUUCCAACCAAUCAUCCUCCUUCCCUCUCUCCCUGCGCGCCCAAAUACAAAAUUUCCUUCCCUCUCUCGCUCUUCAGCUAAACGGUAGGGUUUUGAUGUACGAGAAAGUGGGGGCGAAAUUUCACGAUUCCGGCUGAGGUUCCUAGGGAUGAGAGCGGCGUGCUACGGGAUGGCAGAUAAUCCAGGUAGCCCGGCAGGAGGGAGUCAUGAGAGUGGGGGUGAGCAGAGCCCUCACUCUGGAGUUAGGGAGCAGGACAGGUACCUCCCUAUCGCCAACAUUAGCAGGAUCAUGAAGAAGGCAUUGCCCGCCAACGGCAAAAUCGCUAAGGACGCCAAGGAUACUGUCCAGGAAUGUGUCUCCGAGUUUAUCAGCUUCAUUACUAGCGAAAGGGCGAGUGAUAAAUGUCAAAAGGAGAAGCGAAAGACAAUCAAUGGGGAUGAUUUGUUAUGGGCAAUGGCAACUUUAGGCUUUGAGGAUUAUAUUGAGCCACUCAAGGCGUACCUUAAUAGGUACAGAGAGGUAACUGAUCAUUCAUUUAACUCCUUUCCGCUUCCUUUUUAUUUAUCGUCAAGGUUUCACAGUUUUGGUGAUAUGGGGCCUGACAAUCUUUUUUUCCUAUGUUUUUUCUUGGUUUAAUUUGUUCUGCUGUGAUUGUGGUGACAUAGUUGGAGGGAGAUGCCAAAGGGUCUUCAUCUAGGGGCGAAGGAUCUGCCAAAAGGGAACCAAUUGGUGGCAUGUCUGCUCAAAAUGCACAGUAUGCUAUACAGGGUGCAAUGAACUACAUAAGUUCGCAGGGACAAGGACAGCAUAUGAUAGUUCCUUCGAUGCAAGGCAAUGAGUAGGGAGUUGAGCAGUGUAUCAUAUUUACCAAUGCAAAGUAUCCUAGGCUGGUAAAACGGUUUGGUUGUGGGACACCUUAUAUCAAUGUCUUUAUAGUUUCCUUUUGGUGUGAUUGGAACCAAUGUGUCGAUACGAAUGGUUUUGAAUGUUAGUGUUGGGGAGUAUUAUUGUUGAGAAGAGAACAAGGUUUGAUGAUAGUGAGAGAUUAGUGUCUGUAAAUUUCGUUGUUGUUCCCACAUAUGGAUCUAAACAGUUGAAGAAAUCUGUAGACGGUUGUGAAGUUUGAGUUGAUUAAUUCGAAUGCAUUGAUCAGUAUCCUCUUUCUGGAAAGAUGUUUAGUUAGUAGAAUCUUUGUGACAGAGGGAAAGGCUUACUGAGUGGCAUUGGGAGUUGGAUAAAUUAUGGAAACUUUGGAAAAGAAA